Penicilliopsis zonata CBS 506.65 is the source of this 1501-nucleotide messenger RNA. RefSeq lists its product as hypothetical. The record is from RefSeq and is a predicted model, not a curated record. The transcript has 5 exons. Lineage: Eukaryota; Fungi; Ascomycota; Eurotiomycetes; Eurotiales; Aspergillaceae. The coding region runs from base 369 to 1445 and encodes 358 amino acids.
CAGCAUCAAGGAUGGAGUUUGUGAUUAAUGCGAUGAUGCAUCGGCUCUUAUUUCCACGUGGCGACGCCGGUUGAAUCUUGGUAGCGAGGCAAUUCCCACCACCCUUCCUCGGUGGGUCAAACAUUGGAGAGCUGGGCUCGAGCUCUGGCUGAGUGAACGACAAAUGCCUUCCAGCUUCCUCAACCUGAAUGCCGUGGUUCCUACCCUGUCAACUCCUGGUGGCGGUGGAAUUGAUGGGGGAGGUGGUUUCUUGGUAGCCAACAAUAAUGAUGCUUGCUCACUGAGGUCCACGAUUUUUUCCUUCUUCUCUUCUUCUUCUUCUUCUUCUUCUUCUUCUUCUCUUCUUCUUCUGUCAUGAACAGAUCACCAUGGCGUUCGACCGCAGCCUGGAGGUGCGCGACGUCGCGGCCGUGUUCCUCGCCCUGGCGUCGGUGACGACAUCACUGCGCUGCUAUGUCCGUUUGCGCAUCGUCAAGGCCUUUGGCUGGGAUGAUGCCUUUAUGGUCGCUGCGCUGGCCUUCUUCGCCCUCUUCUCCGGCUGUAUGAUCGGGGGGAGCAUCUAUGGGACUGGGCGACACUUGACGCAGUUGACGAACCACCAACGCACAACAGCCAUGAAGUACUGGUUCUUCUGUGAUAUCGGCUACUGUAUCUCCUCUGUUCUGUGCAAGAUUUCGGUCAGCAUCUUCAUCCUGCGCAUCACGAUCCACCGGGUCCACCGGUGGGUCAUCAUGACUGUUGCCACGCUGGUGGCCAUUGCGGGUAUCUUCUUCUUCAUCUUGAUGCUGGUUCAGUGCAAUCCCAUCUCUUUCUUCUGGAUGCGUCUGUCCAGCGAUCCCCCGGCGACGGGCUCCUGCAUCAACAUUGACAUCGUCAUCGCUGCUCUCUACACUUUCUCCACCAUCUCUGCAGCCUUCGAUCUCACCAUCGGGAUCCUCCCCAUCUUCCUCGUCGUCAAUCUGAAGAUGCGCUCGGACGUCAAGAUCGCGGUCGCCGGUCUCUUAGGCAUGGCCUGCAUUGCUUCCGUUGCCGUCUUUGUCCGAAUUCCUUAUGUGCACACCCUCCGUGACACGGACUUUCUCUAUGCCACCACCGGAAUCGCCGUCUGGUCCAACAUCGAAACCGGCCUAGGCAUCACCGCCGGCAGCAUCGCGACUCUCCGGCCUCUCCUCCGCAUGAUCCGCCCGCAGACGACCGAUCCGCAGUCCCGCACCUGGCCCAAUUCGCGCGGCAAACAGACCCGGUCGAUUCCGCUGGGCUCUGUCGGGUCGCAGGGCCAGGGGCCGCAGUUGUAUCACGGAGGCGAGUCAAAUAAAGUCUUUGGCACCUCGGUGACCAUGACGGUGCAUGACCAUGAGCACGACCGCGAGGUCGUCCCGGACCAGGAACCGCUUUUCUCGCGGAUCAAUGUCCACCACGAGUUUCACGUCACCACGGAGAGAUGACUUCGAUUCAAUAUAAUUUAAUAAAUUCAACAUAAUAAUAUAAAAUACGAGUCCAU